Rubroshorea leprosula is the source of this 1135-nucleotide messenger RNA. Lineage: Eukaryota; Viridiplantae; Streptophyta; Magnoliopsida; Malvales; Dipterocarpaceae. The record is from the annotation of a GenBank genome assembly.
AUGGCAAAUCACCUCUCUGUUAACACCAACAUCAUCCUUCCAUUAGCUUUCAAUAGUCUGUUCACCCGUACCUCAUAGCAGUUUAGCUUAUGUGGAAAUAGCUGGCACGUUGGCUAGUAGUCAACACGAAUUGAACAGUUAAGCAAAUGGCUCGACUCCUUCCGUGUAAUAACACAAAUAGAAAUUUCAGAGAAUUUUGCAGAAGCACGCAGCCAUGGCAGCUCGAAAGAGAGCCUCAGCAACAGCUACAACAACGGCAGCAGUAGACAUGAAGCCAACUGAGACAGAGCACAAAUCCGGAGAAAGCACGUCGCUUGACCCACCGAUUGCGCCAUCGAAAUUGGGUGUAAUUGCGAAGCUCUGUCUUUUCUUCUCAAUCCCAUACUUUUACCUCCUCUUCUUCCACUAAAAGAUCGACCAAGAGUUUAGGAGAUCGAUCCUCAUCAAUGCCGGACUCAGUCUUGUUGGGUUCUUCGUUACUCUCAAGAUGAUACCCGUGGCUUCUAAAUAUGUUCUUCGACAUAGUUUGUUUGGGUAUGAUAUCAACAAGAGGGGUACCCCUCAAGGAACUGUUAAAGUGUGAGUUUGAUUCUUUUGCUAUUUUCCUUCGGUUUCAUAGGUUUUGGUUCGUUUGGGGAACUGGGUAUCUGUUAAUUUUGGGUUUCAUUUUGGAUUACUAAACUGUGUAUGGAUUUUAUUUCCAAUUCAAAGAUGAAUUAGAUCCCAGAUUGUCAAUUAUGUUUUUAUAUAGCUGUGAAUUAAUGAACUUAGUGAUGUUUUUGAUUGUUCUGCAAGCCUGAAUCAUUGGGAAUUGUUGUAGGCAUUGUGUUCUUGGUGUUGGCUAUCGUGUUCCAUUAUUUUAACUUCACAGCUGAUUCAAUUGUAAGUGUGAAGUGAUAUGAAUGUAUGAUAUACUUCAAAAGUUUCCAUCUUUUCUUUUUCUUCUUCCUUGCUAAAGUUCACUUUGUGUUGAACUGGUUUAGUUUUAUGUUAACCCUAGAAAAAUUCCCAAUUUCUCACACCUUAGGGAUUUUGCAAAUCAUUCGCCAUCCCACCAAGAAAUUUGCUUGAUCCGAUGAUUUUGGGGUGAUUUGUCCAGGUGGCUUGUCCAUCUCAGUAAAAAAAAAUGCCACAU